GAGUAGAGGCGGUAAUAUGGUUCUUUUGAAUGACUAUUGUGGGAACUGCCUAUAUCACUCAGACAAUUGUUCCUGCCUGGAGGAUUUGGUGAUCCCCUGCUACUAGACACGGAAGCCUGUUAAGCGAAAGCUUCUUCUAUUCCGUCCACAACCAUUUGAACCAUUUUAGUUACAUUGGUUUAUCUACUUCGGAGUUAGGGGAAGACUUUCGUUUGUUCUGAGAUGAGAUUAACGAAAAUACUCAUCGGUCUAUAUGUGGGCUCGUAAUCAAUUGCAUUUGCAUCCCAUAGUGUUUAACUUGAUUGAUGUUUAACAUAUUUGAAAGUAAUAAAGAUAAUACAACUGAAGAUGGAAGGCUAUUGUAUAACAUUUUCAGCCUAGUUUAUAUUUUUGGAGGAGCGGUUCCUUAUAUUCCACAAUAUUUAAAAAUUCGCAAAACACAAUCUAUUAAAGGUUUUUCCUCAUUUGUUUGUUUUAUACUUUUAAUAUCGAAUGUUCUAAGAAUAUUGUUUUGGUUUGUACAGCCAUUUUCAACCGCCUUACUUUUUCAAAGUUUCAUUAUCAUUGCUACUAUGCUUAUUCUACUGAGAGCUAUUACUCAGUUGUCUAGCAUAAAGCGUUCUCCGUCUAUGCCAUGUACAAUCAUUAUUAGGAAAGUAGACACAGAGACUUGGAAUAUCAAUCAGUUCCAAGAUAUCUGGCUUCGUAAUUUUUGGAAAUGGACACGUUUCUCUAACUAUUUAUUAUUCCUAUGUUUAUUUACACUGAUUUCCGGUCUGUGCACUUACUUAUUGUCAUCGAGUCAAAUUUAUAUUCAAUUAUUGGGCUUUACUGCCUUGUUUAUCGAAUCUAUGUUGGGUUUACCACAAUUUACGAAGAAUUUUUAUAAUAAAUCGAUUGUUGGAAUGAGUAUUUCAAUGGUGUUAAUGUGGACUUCAGGUGAUAUAUUUAAAACAAUUUACUUUAUAUUAGAAAAUGCCCCAUUACAGUUUCUAAUGUGUGGUUUACUACAGAUUGGAUUAGAUUUAGCCAUUCUUCUACAAUGUUUAUUUUAUAGAGGUGAAGGAUUUACGUGAUAUGAAUGCUACAAUUGAUUAAGUCAAUAUGGACAGCGAAGACAGUGGUGUCAGUUUGUAUGUGAUUGUGGAUUGUAAAGUUACUUUCUUGUUUAUCUGAAAUAUUUAUCAUUUUGUACUUCGGUUGUAGAGAGAUCUUUUCUAUUCCAAUCAAUCUCACGUACCAAUUCUCUUUUUAUUUUGAGAUCUCAUCUAGGUGACAUUGUAUAUUUGUCUAAUUUUUGUGAUUGUUCACUUUUGUAUUUUCUUUGCAAUUCUUAUGUAUUUCAGCUUAAAGUAAACUUGGAGCGAUUACUAUAACCCUCUGAUUAUGUCAUUUUUGUCAGAUUGUUCGGUCUACUAUAUGUGAUAAUGAAGAGUUUAUAAACAGUUAAUAAAUUUAUCGCUUUGGG
Schistosoma mattheei is the source of this 1468-nucleotide messenger RNA. NCBI's taxonomy places the organism in Eukaryota, Metazoa, Platyhelminthes, Trematoda, Strigeidida, Schistosomatidae. The record is from the annotation of a GenBank genome assembly.